GGUGGUUCGAGCCCACCCAGGGACGGGAGCGCUCCACUUUUUUUUUGCCUUCUGAAAUCAGAAAAGACAGCGCGAUGGCUUUUCUUUUGUUACCCUUAUCCCCGCGUCCUCUUUUUUCGGGGCGAGUGGUCUGAGGACGCGUGGCGUGGUCACGAACACGGAGGUGGAAAGAGCAGCGGAACGGCCCAACUCCAGGUUCCGGUUUCUGCACACAUCCUGAGCCGCUUUGAGUGACGGCCCCGAGGACCCGGAGCACUAGGAGGGCGGACCGCAGAGGUUGUCUGAAGGCCGAGGCAAAGAUGGCAGCGCUGACUGUUUCUGGCCCACUCUGCAUCCGGAUCCUCGGCCUGCGCUCCAGUGUGGGCGCGGUUGUGCAGGCGCGAGGUGUCCAUCAGAGCUGGGCCGCCAAGGGCCCGGGCAGCACCCAGCCUGCUGUGGCCAACGUUGGAGCCCUGGUCCCAAAGCCCCCCACACUCCCCAGGAGCCGCGGCGAGUAUGUGGUGGCCAAGCUGGAUGACCUCAUCAACUGGGCCCGCCGGAGCUCGCUGUGGCCCAUGACCUUUGGCCUGGCCUGCUGCGCCGUGGAAAUGAUGCACAUGGCUGCGCCCCGCUAUGACAUGGACCGCUUCGGCGUGGUCUUCCGCGCCAGCCCGCGCCAGGCUGAUGUGAUGAUCGUGGCCGGCACACUUACCAACAAGAUGGCCCCGGCACUCCGCAAGGUCUACGACCAGAUGCCAGAGCCACGCUACGUCGUGUCCAUGGGGAGCUGUGCCAACGGAGGAGGCUACUACCACUACUCCUACUCUGUUGUGAGGGGCUGUGACCGCAUCGUGCCCGUGGACAUCUAUGUGCCAGGCUGCCCACCCACGGCCGAGGCCCUGCUCUACGGCAUCCUGCAGCUGCAGCGGAAAAUCAAGCGGGAGAAGAGAAUUGGGAUCUGGUACCGCCGGUAGUAGCCCACAGCCACACUGCGUGCGGUCCUGACGCACUGGUGCCGCUGGAGUGGCCCCAAGAUUGUGAAUAAACCAAGAUUGUAAAUAAACCUCCUUGAUUGCA
Messenger RNA from Heterocephalus glaber (naked mole-rat), 1056 nucleotides. It is a transcript of the gene Ndufs7, whose product is annotated as NADH:ubiquinone oxidoreductase core subunit S7. Gene Ontology annotation, biological process: mitochondrial respiratory chain complex I assembly; electron transport coupled proton transport; aerobic respiration. Gene Ontology annotation, cellular component: respiratory chain complex I. Lineage: Eukaryota; Metazoa; Chordata; Mammalia; Rodentia; Bathyergidae. The record is from RefSeq and is a predicted model, not a curated record. Gene Ontology annotation, molecular function: quinone binding; 4 iron, 4 sulfur cluster binding; NADH dehydrogenase (ubiquinone) activity.